CACACUCACACAUCCCUCACUUGCUUAACACUUCUAGCUACAGUUUGCCACGGCCCACUGUGACGGUGUGCAUACCAGAUAUCACGAUCAGAUCCCAGGCAGCCACUGCAGGCGCGCUGCGUGUUUGGAGCUGCAGCCGUCCUGUCAGCCACGAGCAUCAGGGCGCACUCGAGCAGGAACGAGCUGGAGCAGGAGAGCCCUGGGAUUGGCCGCCUCGCCAGGAGAUUGCUAAAUUAUGCACAACUGUGAGGACUUUGACAGCUACCUUAUUCUAGAGACAAGACUAACUCCAAGCCUAUCGUUACUGGUGCCUGAAGACUAACUUCAAGCCUAUCGUUACUGGUACCUGAAGACUAACUCCAAGCCUAACGCUACCAAUGCCGGAAGUCUAGUCUGUCUCCUUAAGGAAAAGUAUGAUUUGGAUUCGGGCACUGACCUUCCCACCUUACUGAGAGGAGUUUCCUUUGUCGUCUUGCUGUUAUUCUUUAAUGCACUAUGAGGAUAUUGAGGUAUGACUGACAGUGGUGACCCCUCACUGCUGUGUCCAUUGAGGGGUACUGCUGGGAGACGGCGCUCUGGGACAGCUGCGUGAGAUGGCCCGGGCCCUGUGCUGCUGCGGAGGCAGGGCUGCUGAGGAAGAGAGCACGUUCCUGGGCAGUGCGACCUUCUCUGUGGCGGAUCUACUCAAAUCCAGGGACCAGCAGAUUUCCCUAAACCUGAGGUCAUCCGAUGACUUGGCAGCCGUUGGCACUGUAGUGGUCAGCCGGAUGAAGAUGGGGGAGAUUGAGGAUGGAGAAGCAGACCACAUCACGGCCGAUAUCCAGGGCCAGAAGUGUGCACUGGUGUGUGAGUCUCUGCACGGAACAACAAAUGACAAAGAUUACGGUCCCCGGAUGAGUGCUUUGUUCAAGAACCCGGUGUGCAAGGUGUACCGGUUCCAGACAGUGGACAGUAAGUGGAUGCUGGUGCGUGAGCAGAUGGCGGAGAGCACGCUGUCCUUCACCAUCCCAAAGCAGCUCAUUACUCUCCACAUCCAGGAGGACUCCAGGAGGAUACAAGAACUGAAGGACCUUGGAGAGCUGUCACCACACUGGGACAACCUGCGUCGUGAGGUCAUCACACGCUAUGACCAGGUCAUCAGAAGCUACCAGGAGAAUCUGGAAGAGCUAGACAAGCUGACAGGACCCUCGUUUAAACCCAGCUGCAGCAAAGCGCAGAAGUAUCUGGAGUUCAUUCCAAUCAACCUGCACACACAGAGGAUGAGGGUCACCUGCCCCAGGAAAACAGAUGCCUUCUAUGACAUCAUCACAGUGGGCGCUCCGGCGGCACACUUCCAGGGCUUCAAGAGCGGCGGCCUGCAGAGGCUACUGGGCCGUUACGAGAACGAGAAGAAGAGCUACAGUACGGCGUACCAGUGUAUCUACUACUCUCCGGAGCAGACGGCCAGGGCACGGGACGUGCUGGGCACCCUGAGCGAGCUGCAGCCCCUCAUCGGCAGCCUGGCUGACCGCCUGCUGCAGGCCGCCCAGCAGCGCUGCGCCCACGCUCUGAGGGACACGCUCAAGAGCCUCGCCGAGAAGACGGAGCAGUUUGUGCAUGCCCUUAAGGACGAGCUGGUGAAGAGCGCCCUGCUGGCCCUGCACGCUGCCCGGCCCGGUUACGUGUCCAAGACCCAGACCCAGACGCCGCCCCUACAGACCCGUGCGCCCCAGAUGCCCAGCCACCCUGGGCAGACGGUCACCGAGCCGGACGCCGUCGUCUGCAACAACGUGGCCGGAGCGCAGACGCCCACCAAAGAGGAGCCGCCGCCACCGGCAGGACCGCUGGAGCGGCAGGACUCCAUACCGCACCACAAGGAGUACGACGAGGAGGAAUGGGACAGGGUGUGGGCAAAUGUGGCCAAGAGUCUCAACUGUGUGAUCGCCCUGGUGGACAAGCUGCAGGAGCAGGACAACAACAACCAGGAGUCCACACCAGACCAGGCGCUCGCUGACGUCAUCACCUCACACAACCCCACAGGUGAGUGGCGUGAGCAGUUGUCUCCACUGGUGGCCUCCCUGAAGGAGUGUGUGACUGAGGUGGGCGACCGGGCUCAGAAAUCCAUGACCUUCGUCCUCCUGCAGGAGGCAGUGUGCAGCAUCCCUCAGGGCCUCUUCCUCCAGCAGAGGCGUGACGUAGUGUUCAGUCAGGCGUUGUCAGCGUUGGCGUGUGGCUUUGUGAUGCGGCUCUAUGCGGGGCUGGAGGACAAGGGCUUCCUGCAGCAGCUGCACCUGGUAGGCCUGGUGGCCCAGUUCGAGAGCCUGCUCAGCACUUACAGUGAAGAGAUUGGCAUGCUAGAGGACAUGGAGACGGGAAUCUCUGACCUGCACAGAGUCACAUUCAGAAUCACAGAAGCCAAGUCAGACGACCCAGCAGACCUACAGCCUGUUGUCAGUGGCAGACGAGACCACUAUACGGUGGAGGUGCCGUUGCCACAGCAGUCAUUCCAGAUGAUCCCACCUGAGCUUCGGGAGGGGAAGCCACUGCAGGUGUACCCGGUGCUUUUCAACGUGGGCAUCAACGAGCAGCAGACCAUUGCAGAGAGGUUUGGUGACAUAUCUUUACAAGAGAGGAUAAACCAGAGAAAUUUUGAAAUUUUAGAUGGUUACUUCAAGACACUGAGUGACAAAGUGCCAUCAGAAUGUCUGCCCUGCUUUCAGACACAGAUGGAUGUGAAGGAAUUACUUGAAACCCUUGGCCAGAACGUUGUUACGAAGAAGAGGAAGAAUGUGGAAAUUCUCUGGCUUGCUGGAACGAUCUGCCGACGCCUGAACGGCAUUCGCUUCACCAGCUGCAAAAGUGCCAAAGACCGGACAUCCAUGUCUGUUACGCUGGAGCAGUGUGCCCUGCUAAGGGACGAACACCAGCUCAAUAAGGACUACUUCAUCCGGGCCCUGGACUGCAUGCGAAGCAGUCGGCUGACGCAGGGAGAAGCAGCUCAGUGGGAUGACCCAGAGGCCGGCUCAGUAGCCAAUCACAAGCCGGCCUCUCGCCACUUCUACCCAAUCGCCCUCCUGCUCGUCAGCUCUCACCUGCUGGUGGUGUGGCUGAUUUUAAGUCUUGUUUUUCUGCUUGCAAAAUAUCAAUAAACUGCUGAUAAUGCCA
Messenger RNA from Alosa sapidissima (American shad), 3144 nucleotides. RefSeq names its product inositol polyphosphate-4-phosphatase type II B (gene inpp4b). Gene Ontology annotation, molecular function: phosphatidylinositol-3,4-bisphosphate 4-phosphatase activity. Bases 594 to 3128 code for a protein of 844 amino acids. Gene Ontology annotation, cellular component: cytoplasm. The transcript has 19 exons. The record is from RefSeq and is a predicted model, not a curated record. NCBI's taxonomy places the organism in Eukaryota, Metazoa, Chordata, Actinopteri, Clupeiformes, Clupeidae.